Messenger RNA from Erigeron canadensis, 2519 nucleotides. RefSeq names its product serine/threonine-protein kinase 24-like. Gene Ontology annotation, molecular function: ATP binding; protein kinase activity. NCBI's taxonomy places the organism in Eukaryota, Viridiplantae, Streptophyta, Magnoliopsida, Asterales, Asteraceae. Gene Ontology annotation, biological process: protein phosphorylation. Bases 187 to 2211 code for a protein of 674 amino acids. The record is from RefSeq and is a predicted model, not a curated record. The transcript has 21 exons.
AAAUACAAAUAAUAAAAUAAUUUUUUCCAAUUAAUUUCAGGAAUUAAAAAGACAAUUUAUUUUCUUUUCUAUAUUUUUUUUAGAAUUAAAAACACACCUUUUGAAUGAAAUUUCACAAACCCUUAUUUAAUUCUGCAUAAAGAAGAAACCCCAAGUAAUCAAGGGUCGAUUAAUCUUUGAGUGAAGAUGGAAGAUGCUGCGGCAUUAGUGGAGGCGACUGGAUCGCGGUUUAGUAAUCUUGAACUCAUUGGAAGAGGGUCAUUUGGAGAUGUUUAUAAAGGGUUUGACAAAGAGAACAACAAAGAGGUUGCUCUUAAAGUUAUUGAUUUAGAAGAAGCAGAGGAUGAAAUUGAGGACAUCCAGAAGGAAAUCUCAGUUUUGCAACAAUGUCGAUCUCAGUAUAUAACAGAAUACUAUGGGUCCUAUCUUCACCAAUCUAAGCUAUGGAUAAUAAUGGAAUACAUGGCUGGCGGAUCUGUUGCUGACCUAAUUCAACCAAAUCAACCGUUGGAUGAAAUGUCCAUAGCUUGCAUUUUACGUGACCUGCUUCUUGCUAUUGAAUAUCUUCACAAUGAAGGAAAAAUCCAUAGAGAUAUAAAAGCUGCAAACAUUUUGUUGACCGAAAGUGGUGAUGUAAAGGUUGCUGACUUUGGCGUGUCCGCACAACUCACCAGAACAAUUUCUAGAAGAAAGACAUUUGUAGGGACGCCAUUUUGGAUGGCUCCAGAAGUGAUUCAAAAUACAGAGGGAUACAAUGAGAAGGCAGAUAUAUGGUCAUUAGGAAUAACUGCCAUUGAAAUGGCCAAAGGAGAACCUCCACUAGCUGAUCUUCACCCUAUGAGAGUUCUUUUCAUUAUACCUAGAGAAAGUCCACCUCAGUUGGAUGAACACUUUUCUCGUCCUAUGAAAGAAUUUGUUUCGUUGUGUUUAAAGAAAGUGCCUGCUGAAAGACCAAGUGCAAAGGAACUUCUGAAGCACCGUUUUAUUAGGAAUGCCAGGAAGACUCCAAAACUCCUGGAUAGAAUCAGAGAACGGCCAAAAUUCCAACUAAAAGAUGACAUUGGUUCGCCAGACGGUACAAAAGUUCUACAAGAAGGGUCUGAUACUAUGAAGGUUUCAAGAGCUGAAGAGACUGUUCAAGCCAGAAAUGCUGGCUGGGAUUUCAGCUUAGGGGGGUCAACGAGUACUGGGACAAUUAGAAGCUCUGUUAGACCACCUCAAAUGAAAAACAAGUUAGACAUUUCUACAAAUCAAGCAACUGUUAACCAUCUCUCAUCAGAAGUUUAUAUUGAUACACAAGAGUCUUUACGUGAAGAAAAAGAAGAAUAUUACAGGGAUGAGGAAGAUAUAUCUCCAGUUGGCACUGGAACUGUUGCUGUGAGACCUCAGAGAGCUGAAAAUUUCUUGUUUACUGGUGAUCAUAGUGCCAUGUCGAGUAGCAGCAUAUCUUCUUCACUUGAGGAUGCUUCCACCAGUGGAACCAUUGUAUACCGAGGACAACAUGAUGGUUCAGAUUCACCUCGAACUCCAAAGUCUAGAUUGGGGAGUCAAGAACGAGCUUCCACCGCCUCGUUUGAAGAUAGUGCAAUAAAUCUUGCAGAGGCGAAAGCAGCAAUUCAAGGAGGAAUGAGGAAAGGAAAUACGAGGGAUAGGUCCAGUUUAGCCAAGGCCAACAAAGAUGUCCAAGAAAGUAGAUCAGAAAAGUCAACAGCUAAUUCGGAUUCUUCGAGAGAUUUUCAAGAUGCAAUAAAAUCAUUUGCAAAGCCUCGCCAAACAAGUAGUGAUGAAGAAGAGAAACUUAGAAUGUCCGCCACAUCAGAAUCUGCCACACUGUCUACGCUGAUAAUCCCUUCAUUAAAAGAGGAAAUUUCUGAAGAUCUAGAAGCUCCUGUUGUAAAUUCGAUUAUAAACUCUUUAAUGGAUAUGGAGUAUACAAAGCCAGGUUCUUGUGAAUUUCUUGUUACAAGAAUGCUUCACCGACUAGCAAGUUCAAAAGAACCAUCACUGAAAAAUCUUCAAGAUGUGGCGACUCGUGGAUUUUCCAAGGAUAAAAAUGUAAACGAACAACCAGAGAAUGUGAAUCCAGAAGCUGAUAGCAAAAAGAAGCAACAGAGUAAAGAGUCUCAGUCUAAUGCCAACUUAAGCCCACUUGCGAGGUUCUUGCUUUCAAGAUGGCAAGGACUGACUUCACAAGAUGUCAAUACAGCUUGAGAGAUCUUGAAUUUUGCAGAUUGACACAAUGACUUUCGUCGUGCAUUUUAAGUUUGUUAGCGAUUAAUUUAUUCAAAUGUACAUACCUUUUUGAGUAAUCUGUAAAUUGUUUUCACAGUACUUUUGCCUGAGUGGAGCUUACAUCCCAAGUUUUUGCGGGUUGUAAACAUUCUGCUUCGGUUGUACAAUAUCACAUUGGAAUUAUGGAUUUGCCAUUAUGCUACCAUAAAAUUGCCAAUUUGAAAUUUUUGCUCAAAUUGUGGCAUUGUGUGUUCCAUUUAAAUUGAUCUUGUUUGAACCAUUGUCAA